AUGAAAGAAUAUGAAUCAAGAAUCAAUAUGCUUACUUAAGAAAUCAAAAGAUUAAAUGAUAUUAUUGCAAAAUUAUAAGGAGAUAUAUAAUAGAAAGAUGUUACUAUUAAUGAAUUAAGAACUUAAAUUUAAUAAUGGGAAAUGAAAUAUAGAUAAUUAGAAGCUUAAAACUAAUAAUUCUAAUAACAAAUUUAAGAACUUAAUAGAGUUAUUGAAUAAUUAAGAAAGCAAUUAUAAGAUGCUAUUACAUCUAUAGAAGAUGAAAGAAGAAAGAGAGCUUAAUUAGAAAAAAUUAAUUAAGAAUACGAAGCUAAAAUCGCUAUGUUGACUAGUGAAAUCGAAAGAUUAAGACAAAUGUUGAAGAAUAAAGAAGAUGAAAUUAAUUAAUGGAGAACCAGAUGCUAAUAAUUAGAAUAGAAAAUCGCUGAAUUAGAAUAAUUAAUUAUCUAAUAUAAAUAAUUCGAAAUCAAAAUGAAAGAAUAUGAAUCUAGAAUCAAUAUGCUUACUUAAGAAAUAAAAAGAUUAAAUGAUAUUAUUGCCUAAUUAUAAUAAGAAAAUGCAUAAUGGAAAGAAAAAUGCUCUAAACAAGAAAUUACUAUUAUGAACUUGAGAUAAUUUGAAGAAAAAUGCAAGGAAUAUGAAGGAGUUAUCUAAAAACUUUAAUAAUUAUUAUAAGAUGAAAGAGUAAAGAAUCAAAAAUUAGAAUAAUAAUUAAUAGAAGCAAGAUAAUUAGAAAUUAAAUUGAGAUAAUAUGAAGAAAAAUUCGUUCUGUUAUCUUCUGAAGUAGAUCAUCUUAAUAAAAUCAUUGUCGAUAAAAAUAAUGAAAUAAAUGGAUUGAAAUAAAAAAUAUAAUAAUUAGAAUAAUAACUUUACAAAUUAUAACAUGUUGAAUAAAAAUUAGCUGAAUAUGAAUAGAGAAUAUAAUAAUUAAUCAAAGAAAUCGAAAGAUUAAAUAAAAUUAUUUAAGAAAAAGACGUUAAUAUUAAUGAAUUAAGAACUUAAAUUUAAUAAUGGGAAAUGAAAUAUAGAUAAUUAGAAGCUUAAAACUAAUAAUUCUAAUAACAAAUUUAAGAACUUAAUAGAGUUAUUGAAUAAUUAAGAAAACAAUUAUAAGAUGCUAUUACAUCUUUAGAUGAUGAAAGAAGAAAGAGAGCUUAAUUAGAAAAAAUUAAUUAAGAAUACGAAGCUAAAAUCGCUAUGUUGACUAGUGAAAUCGAAAGAUUAAGACAAAUGUUGAAGAAUAAAGAAGAUGAAAUUAAUUAAUGGAGAACUAGAUGUUAAUAAUUAGAAUAGAAAAUAGCUGAAUUAGAAUAAUUACUGAUUCAAUAUAAAUAAUUCGAAAUCAAAAUGAAAGAAUAUGAAUCAAGAAUCAAUAUGCUUACUUAAGAAAUCAAAAGAUUGAAUGAUAUUAUUGCUAAAUUAUAAGGAGAUAUUUAAUACGUUACUAUAAAUGAAUUAAGAACUUAAAUUUAAUAAUGGGAAAUGAAAUAUAGAUAAUUAGAAGCUUAAAACUAAUAAUUCUAAUAACAAAUUUAAGAACUUAAUAGAGUUAUUGAAUAAUUAAGAAAACAAUUAUAAGAUGCUAUAACAUCUUUAGAUGAUGAAAGAAGAAAGAGAGCUUAAUUAGAAAAAAUUAAUUAAGAAUACGAAGCUAAAAUCGCUAUGUUGACUAGUGAAAUCGAAAGAUUAAGACAAAUGUUGAAGAACAAAGAAGAUGAAAUUAAUUAAUGGAGAACCAGAUGCUAAUAAUUAGAAUAGAAAAUCGCUGAAUUAGAAUAAUUAAUUAUCUAAUAUAAAUAAUUCGAAAUCAAAAUGAAAGAAUAUGAAUCAAGAAUCAAUAUGCUUACUUAAGAAAUCAAAAGAUUGAAUGAUAUUAUUGCUAAAUUAUAAUAAGAAAA
Ichthyophthirius multifiliis is the source of this 1898-nucleotide messenger RNA. Its product is annotated as viral a-type inclusion repeat protein. Lineage: Eukaryota; Ciliophora; Oligohymenophorea; Hymenostomatida. Gene Ontology annotation, biological process: centriole replication. The annotation marks the transcript as partial. Gene Ontology annotation, cellular component: centriole. The record is from RefSeq and is a predicted model, not a curated record. The transcript is spliced from 4 exons.